Molecule: messenger RNA, 1943 nt
Organism: Scleropages formosus (Asian bonytongue)
Lineage: Eukaryota; Metazoa; Chordata; Actinopteri; Osteoglossiformes; Osteoglossidae
Product: arginine and glutamate-rich protein 1-like
Exons: 4
Coding region: 96-932 (278 amino acids)
Cellular component (GO): mitochondrion; nucleoplasm
Molecular function (GO): cadherin binding
Source: RefSeq, a predicted model, not a curated record
UAGAGCAUGCUGGGAAAAGAGAGGAAGUCGCCAUCUUGCUUUUAUUCCCCCAAGUAAGUAGUGGGAAUGUAGUGUGCGAUUAAGCGGCGGUAAUAAUGGGUCGUUCUCGUAGUCGCAGUUCAUCGCGCUCCAAGCGUUCAAAAAGCAGCAAGCACAGUAAGAAACGGAGCCGCUCCCGGUCGCGAGACAGGACUAAAAAGCGCUCGAAGUCUCGUGAGGCAAAGAGAAACCGGCGGCGGGACUCGCGAUCCCGGUCACACUCGACUACGACUACUACUACUACUACUACGACCACCACGUCCAGGAGGGAGCGAGAGAGAGAGCGGGAAAGAGCUCUGUCGCCUCCGGAGAGGAUCGAUAUAUUCGGGCGUACGCUGAGCAAGAGAAGCGCUCUUGACGAAAAACAUAAGAAAGAAGAGGAGGAGAAGAAAACCGAGCUCGAGAGACAGAGGAAAAUACGCCAGCAGGAGAUUGAAGAGAAGCUGAUCGAAGAGGAGACAGCGCGCCGCGUGGAGGAGCUGGUAGCCAAGCGUGUUGAGGAGGAGCUGGAGAAGCGAAAAGAUGAGAUUGAGCGGGAGGUGCUGCGGCGUGUGGAAGAAGCAAAGCGCAUCAUGGAGAGACAGCUACUGGAGGAGCUGGAACGCCAGCGCCAGGCAGAGCUUGCUGCUCAAAAGGCCAGAGAGGAGGAGGAAAAAUCCAAAAGGGAGGAGCUGGAGAAAAUCUUGGAAGAGAAUAACCGUAAGAUUGCUGAAGCUCAGGCCAAACUGGCUGAGGAACAGUUGAAAAUCGUUGAAGAGCAGAGAAAAAUUCAUGAGGAGAGGAUGAAAUUAGAGCAGGAAAGACAGCGCCAGCAGAAGGAAGAGCAGAAAAUAAUCCUAGGGAAAGGGAAGUCCAGGCCCAAACUGUCCUUUUCAUUGAAAGCUGCUGAUUGACAGCCUGGACAUGGACCACAUGCCCCGUGUUUGGUAGCUUCAUGUUGAAGUGUUCCCUGGAAAGCUUGGCUUGCUCUUACUGCUCAGGUGGUCUGUGCACAACAUUGUUAUGGAUUAAGAGAAAACUUGACUCAAUUUGAACAUGUCCAACUCAUUGUUAUAUGACUAAUGUUACAUUGAUUUUUGUUUUUAAUUGUUGGAUAGAAAACUUUCACCUAUCUGGUACUACAAUACACAAGUGGAUCCUUUUGUUAAAACAACACAGUGUAGAUGCAGGUGACAGAAUCUUAAAUAGGUUAUUGUUUAACCUGAUGACAUUGAGUCUUGCAGGAUGGAGAUGCAAGUUUAUUGAACAGAAGGGGCAAAGGAGUGGUGAAUGAAAUGUAAGCCCAGUGACUUGUCUUACACUCAGCAGACAACCCUUUGGCUUCCUCAGACGUCUGUACUUUUGUUAAAAUACUCUGCUUUAAAUAUAGUUCGAGAAUAAGACUUAGAACAUUUUUUUUAAACAUUUUCAUAAAGUGUAAUCUUUUAACUGAAAUCUAAUGAGUACAAGGAGGGGAGGACUUGUGUAAUACUUCAUUAUAUUGAAUCUGAUGUGACAUCCUCUCUAAGAUUUUCCUGAAUCCACAGAUACGGUAAGAUCUUUUGCACUGUUUAUUUGGAGUAAAACUCAUUUAAGUUGUUAAUGUUUUGGGUCAAAAUCUUUUUUUAUGUAGUGCUUUCAAAACAAAAAGAUUAUAAAGACUAUCCUUAAUGCAGGUAAGGUCAACAAGUUUCAUGUUUAUAUUGGGAAUAUGAUGUGUGGAAGUUUAUGCGAGAUGUGUGUGUGGCUGUGUGUGUGGCUGUUGUGCCUUCUUGCAGACGGAUACAGGGGGGGUUUGUGGAUACAGUCAGACAUUGUACAGUUUUUUUCCUUCCAUGGUGUACUAUUAAAACACAAUCAUAAGGUGUACUGCUCAUCCCUGUUUUACUGCCUGAAUAUAAAAUAAAAGAUUCGUGAACACCUGA